AUGGAUGGAGGUGAUUUGUAUAAUAAGGAGGCACAGACCCCAGUGCGAAGAAAUAAGCACGCUUCUAGGAUAAGUUCAGGGAUCUAUCACCCUGUAAGACCUGCAUCUGUUCUUUCAAUGUCAUCACCACCGCCUUCAAACUUAAGCCGAUUGAGGCCGCGAUCAUCGAUGGCUGAUAUAGGCAAGCGAUAUGGAUCUAUUUCCAGGUUUACUGUUCCACGAACACCAUCAAGACUUAGUAGUAGAUCUGUGGCCAAGUCUUCUUUAAGAGGUCAACCACAAUCUACCAUUAGAUCUGUCAGUGGAUCAACGGCUUCGUUGAUUGCUUCACCUUCGUUCAAGACUCCACGUUUUGAAAGAAGACUUUCGAGCUCUUUGAGCAACUCUUCUUCGUGUGAGUCAUCCUCCCAGGGAGAUUCUGGAACAACUAGUACAGAUUCACCAAGUGGUGGUGCUGGUAGUAGUGGCAGUUCGUUUGGAACAAAGAGGUCCACAAACAUUUACACUGGUCACAUAAGUGUUUCAGUGAGGCCCCGACCCCUAAACGAGAAAGAUGGCCCAAACUCUUGGAUUAUAAACCCAGAAGCCAGUUGUGUGUAUAACAAAGAGGUCGGUGAGUUUUUUUAUGAUCAUGUUUUUGAACCUACGGUUAGCAACACCGCCGUUUACCUGCAAACUGUGCAGCCAAUUGUGAAAAAAUGCCUACAGGGUUUCAACGGAACAGUCUUUGCUUACGGAAUGACCGGAUCCGGUAAAACGUACUCCAUGCAAGGAGUAAGGGGUCAGACUGGUGUAAUUUCAUUGUGCGUCCACGAAAUAUUCGAAUACUUUCACUCCACCACAAGAAGAGGCGCUUUGAAUAAAGUCAGCUGCUCAUACCUUGAAAUAUAUAAUGAGAAGUUGUACGAUUUACUUGAUCCCGAAGGAACUUUUCAAUUGGAAAGGCAGUCCACAUCUGUUUUGAGAAGACGGCCUGCUACAUCAAUGGCAAAUCCAUCAUCUCGUAAGCGGCAUAUUUCCUCUAGCAAAUCAGAGUUACGGAUAUGUGACGAUCCAACUUUUGGAAUCAAGGUUGUCGGAUUAACUGAGGUUGAAGCUCCAGAUGCAGACUCUCUUUUGAGAAUUAUUCGAAGUGGAGAUUCUAUGCGUAGAACUGGUGGUACAAAUUAUAAUGCACGAUCAUCGCGUUCUCAUGCCAUAGUUAUUAUUCAUUUAAGCACUCAAAACGCACCUGGGAUGCCAAAAACUGCAUCCACGCUUUGCCUAUGUGAUCUAGCAGGUUCAGAAAAGGCGUCCUCUAAGUUAGAGAGAAGAACAGAAGGCUCAUACAUCAAUAAGUCUCUUCUAGCUCUUGGAACGGUGAUUUCUAAAUUGUCAAAAGGUUCUUCAUCGCAUAUACCGUAUAGGGACUCAAAACUUACGAGAAUAUUACAGCCUUCAUUAAGUGGAAGCUCAUUGAUUUCCAUUCUUUGCACAAUUCAUCUAUCAUCGCAAACAUUUCCGGAAACCGUUAAUACGCUUAGAUUCGCAUCAAGAGCGAAAAACAUUGCAUAUAGAGUCCACAGAACAGAGCAUUCGGAAAACAAGUAUGAUGAGAAGUAUGUGGAAACCCUAAUAAAGGAGAAUGAAAAAUUAACAAAAGAAAUUCAUACACUCAAGGAAAAGAAAUCUACAAAAGGGCAUAUAUGGCCUGAUGCAAUUAGUUCCACAGGUAUUGUAUCACGAAAGUAUGAUGAAAGAACUGCCGAGUUGGUGGCAGAAAAUAAGAUGUUGAGUGAGCAGCUGGAACAUCAAAAGAGAUUGAAUGAGGAGUCCCAAAUGGAGCAUGUAGUUGAUAAUAAUGAGAGUCUGCAGGAGUUAGUUCGUGUUCAAGUUCAUUAUGAUGUUACAGAUGAAUCAUAUAAUAAGGCAAUAACGAAUUUGGAUAACUUCGGCAAACAUUGUAUGACCAAGAUGGAAGAGAUGAAAUCAUACAUUAUGCAUCUUGAGCAAAAAUUGAGAGAUCUUGAACUCAAGGACGCCUUAAAGGAAAUUAAAACUGGACCCAGUGCUGCAGAAAUAACUGCUUUGGACAAUGUGGAAGAAAUUACAGAACUAAAGAGAAUGCUAAAGAGUAAGGACAUGGUAAUAAAAGCUUUGAAAACAGCCAAUAGCAUGAGAGAGAUAUUUGACAGUUCAGACUCUAACGAUGAAAAUAAAGCUUUAACGAGUGACUAUCUCAAGCCAAUUGAUAAUAUUGUGAAAUCGGUCUAG
This is a messenger RNA of Brettanomyces bruxellensis, 2253 nucleotides long. RefSeq lists its product as uncharacterized. NCBI's taxonomy places the organism in Eukaryota, Fungi, Ascomycota, Pichiomycetes, Pichiales, Pichiaceae. The transcript has a single exon. Gene Ontology annotation, molecular function: microtubule binding; ATP binding; microtubule motor activity. Gene Ontology annotation, biological process: microtubule-based movement. The record is from RefSeq and is a predicted model, not a curated record. Bases 1 to 2253 code for a protein of 750 amino acids.